AUGAAUGUUGCAGAUGAUGCCACAAAGUGGGGAGAAGGACCUUGCCUCGAAGAAUCAGGCCGUUGGUUUAGUGGUCCUCCUUUUCUAUGGAAGCCCGAAGAAAAAUGGCCGAAACAGAAAAAGUGCAUCGAAAGCACCGACGAGGAACUUCGAGCAUGUUACAUGCAUCAUGAGGUUCAAAAUCUGCAAAAUCCAAUUACCCUCGCACGCUUUUCAAAGUGGACCCGACUUCUGAGGACAACUGCUUACGUAAUCCGUUUUGUAGACCGCUUGAAGCGACAGGAAUCCGGAAGAAAGAAUGGUACAAACUUGACGCAAGAAGAGCUACACGCAGCGGAAGUGCUACUUUGGAAACUCGCUCAAUCGGAAGCAUAUCGUGAUGAAGUGGUAAUUUUCGCAAAGAACAAGACGUUGCCAGAGGUCGAACGUUUGGAGCUGGAUAAAUCAAGUUCACUGUGGAGAUUAACACCAAUGAUGGAUGAGCAAGGAGUUUUACGAGUUGAUGGUCGAAUAACCAAAGCAAAAAAUGUAUAUGAAGAUGUAAAGUUUCCCGUUAUAUUACCAAGAAACCACCGAAUCACUGCUCUCAUCACAGAAAGUUACCAUCAGAAGUUUCUACACGACAAUUCCGAAACAAUCAUUAACGAAAUGCGUCAACGGUUCUACAUAGCCCAGCUGCGAACUGUUGCUCGAAAAGUAACCGAACGAUGUCAAUGGUGCAAGGUAUUCAAAGCAAAACCAGCAGUGCCUAGAAUGGGUCCCCUCCCAGUUGCACGUCUGUCGCCGAAUAUUCGCCCGUUCACUUAUAUAGGUGUCGAUUAUUUUGGUCCUAUCCAGAUAAAGGUGGGUAGAUCGUCAGUGAAACGUUGGAUCUGUUUGAUUACGUGUCUCACGGUACGAGCAGUGCACCUAGAAGUCGCCUAUGAUCUGUCGACUAAGUCUUGUAUCGCCUGUUUACGUCGCUUCGUAUGCCGAAGAGGGGCACCACUCGAAAUUUACUCCGACAAUGGUCGGAAUUUCUCCGGAGCAGAUCGGGUAUUGCGAGAUCAAAUCCAGCAAAUUGAACAGCACUUAGCAUCAACUUUCACCAAUACGGAAACGAAGUGGUUGUUCAUACCGCCUUCCGCGCCACAUAUGGGAGGAUCGUGGGAGCGUAUGGUACGCUCAAUAAAGAAAACCAUGGCAAGCCUACCACAGAAUCCAAAGCUUGAUGACGAUGGAUUGCAAACGCUAAUAGUUGAAGCUGAAGCGAUUGUCAACACUCGACCACUUACAUAUCUACCGCUAGAUUCUGCAGAGCAAGAAGCGCUCACUCCGAACCACUUCAUCCUAGGAAGCUCAACCGGGGUCAAACAACCCGUGGUGAAGAUUACGACAGAAACGAUACGGACUUCUUGGGAUUUGAUCAUACAACGUAUCGAUUAUUUUUGGAAGCGAUGGGUUUUGGAAUACCUACCUACUCUAACGAGACGUACCAAGUGGUUUAAUGAGACGAAACCGAUUCAAUGUGGAGAUCUAGUAAUAGUCAUUGAUGAAACCAGAAGGAAUAGAUGGAUACGAGGACGCGUCCUGCAGGUGAUAACUGGUAGUGAUAAAAGAGUUAGGCAAGCACUGGUUCAAACACAAGGUGGAUUAUUUCGACGGCCAGUUUCCAAACUGGCUGUAUUGGACGUUGCUAAAUGUAGUGAGCCUGAGGGUUCCAUUCAGCCUCACGAGGAGGGGAAUGUUGCCACGAUCGCAGUAAACCUGCCGAUGUAG
Messenger RNA from Toxorhynchites rutilus septentrionalis, 1758 nucleotides. RefSeq lists its product as uncharacterized. Gene Ontology annotation, molecular function: nucleic acid binding. Gene Ontology annotation, biological process: DNA integration. NCBI's taxonomy places the organism in Eukaryota, Metazoa, Arthropoda, Insecta, Diptera, Culicidae. The coding region runs from base 1 to 1758 and encodes 585 amino acids. The transcript has a single exon. The record is from RefSeq and is a predicted model, not a curated record.